UGUUCCAGGCCAGGGCGUGAUCCCACUGCGCCACAGCUCCCAUCCCUCUUUAAUCUCCAUCCACUCUUCCCGUUCUUACUUUAUGCAAAAAUCUAUUUUCAAUUAUUUUAUACUCACAAUAUAAAGACUACACUAAGUAAAGAAUUCAACAGUUUGAAAGAAUUAAAAAAAAAAACAAACCCGUUCCUGAAGAGGCAAGACAUGGUUUGUUUAAAAUCAUCAUUAUAUCUGCAAGAGUUGUUUAAAAUCAUUGUAUGUCAGAGUGUCAAUAUAACUUCUAAGGAUCACGUUUUAGGUACUCUGUUACCACAGAUCAGGGAGAAUAUACAUAUUUGUCUUUUUGGAAAGGCUUAUUUCACAAAAUGUAACGUUUUACAGUUGCAUCCAGUCUUUUUUUUUUUUUUUUUUGUAUAGGAAAAGCUUUCUUACCUGCAGCAUACCGGAGAUCAACACUGGCCCUCUAUCCAAGCCUGGAGCCAAGACAGCUGUCACCCACUUUUUUGACACUGCCUGGCCACUUCCGGUGCCGCUGGGAGUAAGAGGCGGGUCCUAGAUGGAUGGCGCUUGUGCAGUCAGUCUGGUGGAUAUAGAGCCGACGGUGGCAGCGUGUUGUCGGCUGCUAGAGUUGUCGGCUGCUAGAGUUGUCGGCUUCCGGCGGCGUUUUCGGCAGCGGUACUGGCCUGGAGAGUGCGGGAGCGAAGACAUUUUCAUGGAUAUGAAACUGGAUGCAGUUGAAGUUCAUCUGCUGGGUAAUCUUCCAUUUCUGGGGACUGCUCGACUUCCUGCUAAACACAGCUGGGACUUCUUCCUGGAGAGGAGCAACUGCUCCAUGCCAAUGUGUGUCCUGUGGCCAGUGAGGAGUGCGCCUGUGCCUGGCGCUUUGACCCAGAAGUGCACCCGCAGGCGCCGCCACUUCUGCCCUCGAUGCACUGGUGGGAGUCAGCGCCGUGUCCGCUCCUGCCCAGAGCCUUGAGGAGCCGCCUUCAACGCUGGUGGCUGAACCUGAGGAGACCCAGGGCCCUGCAGACUCAGGCUGGGAUCAGACUGCACACACAGAGGAGAAAGCAGAAGCUUAGAGAAAUGCCAAGAAUCCCUCAGUGCCCUGUUCCAGCCUGCCCCAAGAUUCUGACACCUCACAACUGCAUACAUGGAGGAGAAAGCAGAAGCUUAGAGAAAUGCCAAGAAUCCCCCUGUGCUCAGCCUGUCCAAAAUUCUGACACCUCAGACCCCUUCUGGAAGCAAUGGCUGUCCCGCCAGCAGACCAGGCCCCCUUGGAGUGGUGAUACCAGUUCACAUUCCCACCAGCAGUGGAUUAGGGUGCCUUUUCCCUCACAUCUUCAAGGCACAGUCCUCUUCUUUGGCCCCUCUGAAAGACUACACCUCAGGUCUGGAUUCCUGUGUCAGAGGAACAGAAAGGCUCUUUCUGUGGAGAGUUUGGCAUGGUGGCCUUCCUGUCACUGGGCUGCACACACGAAGGAGAAAGCAGAAGCUUAGAGAAACGCCAAGAAUCCCUCUGUGCUGUGUUCCAGGCUGUCCCAAGAUUCUGACACCUCAUAGUCUUGUGUCCUGGUACACACCAGUGGGGAGUCUUGAGCUGUUGGGAGAGUCUGAGGAGGACACCUUGCCACCCUGGGACUGGAACUGACUUUAAGAGGGACCCUGAGCGUUGUGGAGUUCUUCAUUGGAACAUGUGCUAAGCCAUGGCCCUAAGAACAAGGAGGUGAGCAGCCAAGAGCAAUACCUGCAGGGAGGGCCGGGAUGCUGGUGUCAAAGGAGUGGCAGUGGAUUCAACAGGACCCUCAGGUUUGUCCAUCCUUGCCUGGUGAGUCUUCUUGAAAUGCUUGUGCGUAUCAUUCAUAUAUUUAUAUAUUAUAAAUUUAAUAUCAUAUGUGCUAAAUAGAUUGUAAAUUGUAUAUUGUAAAAUGUAUAUGUACUCGGGGUAUCACAUACAGUUCCAGGAGGUGUGAGCCUACCUGGCUGAAUUCUGAUGCCAGGGUGGGUGAACCAGCAGCAGGUGAGUCACCUUCUUUUGGGUGGGUGAUUUAGAUGCCCAGCGACUGUGUUAAUUUCCAGGUCUCUUGUUUCGUUUUCUGGAUUUAUAGUUUUACUUAGUGGAUAGGAGCUGAGAAAAUGGAUCUGGUCAUCCAGCAAGGAGGUUCCUGCUCACAGGCUUUGCUUCCUGGUUUUCCUAAUUUGCUAAGAUUGUUUAUCUCAGUUUGCAUUGAGGGUUCUCCAACACAGCAGUGAUAGCAUUAACUGGUACACCCAAAGCAAUGGCUUAAUAAGUGUCCUUCCCCCACUGAAUUCUAAUCCUGUCUCUGUGAUAUCCAGUGUUUCCCUAAUUUUAUGAAAAAUUUCCUGAGGAAUAUAUUCUUAUAUUGUAAUGAAUGCAGUUAUAAGGGGAGACAUAUCAUGUAAAAUUUACAUAGUCCAGUCAUAUUAUUGCAUUAACUAGGCAUAUGGGGACUCUGUUUAUCAUCAGAGGCACCUAGAUCCAAGGAUGGCACUGAAAUUUUGAGAGGGAAGCAUUACUUCCUAAGUAUGUUUGUUUCAGUUAUAAAACUAUAAUGUACUGAAUAACUCAAUACAGGUUCUUUUUACUUCUAAAUUAGAUUUUGAAGUAUUUAAAUCAUUUGGAUUAUGAUAUUUUUAGACAAUUUUUAGGUCUGAGAGGGCAGGGGCAUUGUUUCUGCACAGUAUCCACAAUGGUUGCCAUAUAAUUGGUUCUAAAACAUCAGUUGAUGAAUUGAAAUCUCUAUUUGUCCCCGUGUUUCAAACAGCACAAAAUUUCAAAAUCCAUAGGUAUUGUGUUUUGUGGUUUGGUUCUUACAGUAUGUGGUGAAUUAAGUCUCACUUCCUUCUGGUUAGCAGUUCCUAGUGUUGACACCCAAGGAUCGUUCCUUGAUCCUCAUCUUAUGAGAUGCUGACCAGUGACUACUCAGAAACAUCCCUUUGGUGCACGUCCUCAUGGAUGUUCCAGUUUCCUCGUCAUCUACUCUUGCUGUUCCUGUUAGUGCUGAUUGUUCAAAUCCAGAAGUUGAAAUGACCCCAUGUUAAGUGCAGGUGUUUAUUCUCACUGGUCUUCCCAUCCUAGACAGCCUUAUCUCUAUACCGUGUUUCAGGAAGGUCUUGGAUUUUUCUCGCCUCAUUAGCUAGACCUGCUUAUAUUGCCCAUGGUUUUCUCGUUUUGGCUAUUUUAGAGCUUGGUUCGGUGAUUCCAUAAUUCUUUGCCCUCACACACAACAAGCCAAGAAAAAUAUGUUCUGUUGUUUUCUCAUGCUCCCAAUCCACAAUGUUCUCUGAUAACAAUCACCAGGCAUCUUAAAGGCUGGCUGGUCCCUACACCCUUCUCAAAGCCACAUGAAUAUGUGAUUCUUUUGAUUUUUGUUUUUAUGUCUCAAUUCCAUUACAUUUUCCACACCUCUGCUCCUGUGACCACCAUAGAACUUGAGCAUCUCCCACAAAAAUCCUAGGCUAGCAAUUUCUAGUGUACUACUAAUAAGAAGUUCAAAUAUAGAAACUUUCUGGGGAGAUUCCAAAAUUAGAUUGGUUUAUGCCAGAUAUCUUAAGAUGCUUUCCCUCUGUUUAACUAAAGUCAGAUCUAUGGGGGAAAAAUAGAUGGAGAGUUCGCUACAAACAAUGUCUUUGUUUCACCUUUAUAAAAUUUUGUUUGUGAGUUAUGUAGGCCUCAAUAAUUAUGAAUGGGAAAACUAAAACUGUGACUUGCAGUUCAGUAUUGCAAAUAUUGUAAAGUUUUCUACUGAAGUGCUGUGGUGAGAGAACAGGCAUGGAGUCCAGGAAAUCCUUCAAUGAAUUGGUAUAUGUGUAGUUUUCAGAGUGCUUCUUUCAAAGAGAUUUAAACUUUGUUAACAUUUUCUUACAUAUGAUGUUACAUUUAAAAUUGCUGCUUCAACAAACACUGAGCUCUAUGUGAUUGGUAACCCCUCCUACACUAAUGAAUCACCUUGCUUGAUUUUCCCACCUGAUUACUGUGGAAGAUGACA
Oryctolagus cuniculus (rabbit) is the source of this 4004-nucleotide messenger RNA. NCBI's taxonomy places the organism in Eukaryota, Metazoa, Chordata, Mammalia, Lagomorpha, Leporidae. The record is from RefSeq and is a predicted model, not a curated record.